This is a messenger RNA of Mauremys reevesii (Reeves's turtle), 4811 nucleotides long. It is a transcript of the gene CIZ1, whose product is annotated as CDKN1A interacting zinc finger protein 1. NCBI's taxonomy places the organism in Eukaryota, Metazoa, Chordata, Testudines, Geoemydidae. Gene Ontology annotation, cellular component: mitochondrion; nucleus. The transcript is spliced from 22 exons. Gene Ontology annotation, molecular function: prostaglandin-E synthase activity; zinc ion binding; nucleic acid binding. The record is from RefSeq and is a predicted model, not a curated record. The coding region runs from base 470 to 2953 and encodes 827 amino acids.
UGAACAGAUGGUGCCCAGCCUUGCUUGUGUGCAAGGCACCCUACUUCUAACUGUGGGCUGUGUGGAGCACAAGGAGAAGGAGGCAGAGCUGUCCCAGCCUGGGGCAAUUUCAGUGAGACUGCAGGAAGAUGGGGAGGGAAGAUAUUAAAUGUCCCACUGAAACACGCAGUAAAAUCCCUUGUUCCUAAUAGGAGAAGACAAACGAAUCCCUCAGCUGAACGGGCUGUGGGAGGAAGGCGAAGAGGUGCAGCAGUGGGUCCUCCAGGCCUACAGAAGGAGCCGACUCCGCAGCUAGCGGCUGCUCGCCGGCUUCCUUUCUCCGCUCGAGUUUGGGAGCGGGGUGGUCCGGCGCAGCGAGGCUGCGCUAAGUCUGAGCCGCCGGGAAGACCAGGGGCCGGAGCAGCAGCGGCUCCAGCACCCGCACCCGCACCCGCAGGCUCGGCUCGGCGCUGCGUGGGGCUCCCCAGACAUGUUCAACCAGCAGCAGUUCCAGCUGCUGCAGCUCCAGCACCUCCUCCAGCAACAGCAGCAGCAACACCCCUCGCAACAGGGAGGCCGGGGUUUGCCACCACAACAGCAACAGAUGCUGAAUUUACGGGCAACGAAUCAAGCAUCGCUCCUCAAUGCCAAUCCAAUGCUUCAGCGAGCUCUGCUCAUGCAACAGAUGCAAGGAAACUUACGAGGAUUUAACAUGACAGCCCCAGCUCUGCAACAGUUUUUCCCUCAGGCUACAAGACAUUCCCUUUUGGGGCCACCACCUGUCGGGGUCUCAUUAAAGCCCGCACAGCUGGGCUUCCCAGGCCUUCCAUUCCAGCGGCAGAAUCGGAUGUUUCGUAAGGAUUACCAGAGGGGCCCUGACAAGAAGCGGGAACUGGACCAGGCAUCCUCAUCUCAGGCACAAGGAGUUGAUGAGAAAAUUGAAAUCCCAGAAGGUACCCAGGCUGGGUCAGAACAGAACAAUUCCUCACCCACAGAACCAAAAAUGCCAGCAGAAUCCAUACUGGACACUGAGCCUGCAGCAAAGAGACUGAAGAGUAUGGAAGAAGUGCCCAUAGAGGAUGCUGCAGGCAGCCAGGAAGCAGAGGAGUCAAGCAUGGAAACCCAGGCAGAUGGACCAGACAGCAUGAGGGAGAAUACAACUGAAGAUGCCUCCAAGGAGAGAAGCUUCUCUGAGGAACUGAAAGCUCCAGAGGUGCUGAGUUCGGGGGGCUCGUUGAAAGUGACUAUCCAGCAGAGCAGUGAGAGCAGAGCUAUCAGCACCACAGCCCUGAAGCCAGGACAGUGGACCUGUGAGCUGGGCACGGCUGAUACCAGUCCUGAGUCUGUCCUUAAAUUCUUCUGUUACAUCUGCAAGACCAACUGCUGCAACCAGCAGAAUUUCCAAUCCCACAUGGCUGGAAUUCAGCACCAGCAGCGACUUGGGGAGAUUCAACACAUGAGUAAUGUCUGCUUUGUCUCACUGCUGCCCAUGGUGAAGGAGCAGACGUUGAUGGCUAAGAAAGAUGGAGAGACCCAGCAGCGAUGGUGUAACACCUGCCAGAUACACUUUACAGGGGAUCUAAUCAAACAUCGAAGGACUCAGGAACAUAAGCUGGCCAAACGCUCUCUCCGUCCCUUUUGCACUGUCUGCAGCCGCCACUUCAAGACCCCUCGCAAGUUUGUAGAGCACAUGAAGUCCCCUGAGCAUAAGCAGAAGGCUAAGGAGGUGAGGCUGGGCGAGAAGGAGCUAGGCGGGCCAGAAGACUCAGAGGAGCUAAUCACAGUUGAUGCUGUUGGCUGUUUUGAAGAUGACGAGGAGGAAGAGGAGGAGGAGGAGGAAGGAAUUGGUGAAGAGGAAGGUUCUGAGGUGGUGCAGACAGAGAAUGAAGAUCCCAUCGCCACGCAGGUUGGGCUGAAGGAAAAGUCUCCGGUGGACUGUGAAGGAAAUGAGACAUACUGUCCAGAUACCCCCUAUGGCCUGGAUUUUCUGGUCCCCGUCGCAGGUUACCUCUGCAGGCUGUGUCACAAAUUCUACCAUAGUGACUCCGCUGCCCGGGUCACACACUGCAAGUCCCUGAUGCAUUUUGAGAACUUUCAGCUCCCCGCAGGUAGCCUGCAGUUGACCCUGUACCAAUACAAAACCUGCCCGUUCUGCAGUAAGGUGCGAGCCUUCCUUGAUUACCAUGGGGUGCCUUAUGAAAUUGUGGAGGUGAACCCGGUAAUGAGGAAGGAGAUCAAAUUUUCCUCCUACAGAAAGGUGCCCAUCCUUUUAGCCAACGCUGGAAACACUCUGCAACUGAAUGACUCUUCAGUGAUCAUCAGUGCAAUAAAGACCUAUCUCGUUUCCAGGAAGAAGAGUUUAGAUGAGAUCAUGUCAUUUUAUCCUCCUAUGAAAGCUGUGAAUGAGCGGGGCAAGGAGGUGACCGAGUAUGGGAAUAAAUACUGGCUCAUGCUGGAUGAAAUGGAGACCCAGCAUGUGUACCCCAUCAAAGAAGCUAGGGUGGAAGAAAUGACAUGGCGAAAAUGGGCAGAUGACUGGCUGGUUCACCUCAUCUCCCCCAAUGUUUACCGCACACCCAGGGAAGCCCUGGCUUCUUUCGAUUACAUUGUCCAUGAGGGUAAUUUUGGCACCGUGGAAGGCUUUUUUGCCAAGUACGUGGGGGCCGUUGCCAUGUUCUUCAUCGGCAAGAGGCUGAAGAGCAGGCACCAUCUCCAGGAUAAUGUCCGAGAAGAUUUGUACAAAGCAGCCAAUGACUGGGUAAAAGCUGUUGGCAAACACAGACCAUUCAUGGGUGGCAGCCAGCCGAAUCUCGCUGACUUGGCAGUGUAUGGGGUCCUCCGGGUCAUGGAAGGGCUGGAAGCCUAUGAUGACAUGAUGACUCAUACCAAGAUUCAACCUUGGUACCUUCACAUGGAAAAGGCUAUUGGAGAGGCAGAAAUCACGAACUGGCAACUGCUGCAGCCGCCUUACUAAAAUCCUUGCACAGAAAAACAUUAAAAAGGAAAGACCUCUAUUUUAAAAAUAAAAUGCACUGGCCCCUCCCUCUGGACUGACGUGCAAGCAUGCAAAUUGUCCAGCUUAAAGCUAAUAAGAGGUUUCAUGAGAGCAGGAGGGGACAGGUGUGCACAGCAAAGUACAUAUGACAUUUAGAAUAAUAGGAACAUUUAAAAGAUGCUGACCUGGGACCUCAUUGGAGUGGAGGGUAAGUUCUAAUUUAAACAGCAGAGUGCAGCAAACUGGCUUUCUCUUGGUGAGCCCCAUACUAAGAAUAUGUUGUAAAAAGAAAUUGCUAUACUGGCUAGUGGACCCUGGAGCAAAAGCAAAUAUUUGAGGUCUGUCCAGGGUUGACUUCAGGCUGUAUCUCCACUUGUCCAAGUUGUCCUGAGUAUCUUCCUGACUAUUUGAGGUACUGUGUAACUCUCUUAAGUGGCAUUAAGAUUUGACCUGCAAUAACAUCCUCUAAGUACAGUGCUGAAGGCAAUGGGGGAAUCAGCAGCACUGAGGAAGGAAUUCCUUUGCAUGAUGGAAAAGAUCCUGCUGUGUGCAGGCCAUGUGCUUCCAGUCUUCAGGGUGAUCUCCAUUUAAAUUAUUUCAACAGCUGAUUCUGGAUUGUUAGUGACAAUACAGGCUUGGUUCCUCUUUCUAUGCAGUAUAUGGCAUCUAGGAUUUCUUAUCUACCUGUAGAUAGAGACCCAGAGAACACAAUGUAGGCUGAAGAAAGAAUUAUUGCAAAAUGAUUUGAAAAAAGCUUCCUAUUAUGAAUUAUAUGAAAAGUGUUCCUGGAAAUACUCCAUAUGAUCAGUUGUUAUUGAGUGAGUGCUAGUGAAUUCUGUAAUCCUCUGUGGCUCUCUAGAUGCUUCUGUAAUGCAAGAGCACCAAAGGCUUUGCUGCAUGGAGGUGGGAGCCAUUGCUGUAGGCUACAUUGUACAGUGUGAACUUAUUGGAACUAGUAUUUCCUCACUGAGCUCUGGCUAGUCCUAGUGCAGUGCAGAAAUGCCAGUUGGUACCUGUCUUGGUGAGCUAAGAUGCAGGGAAUCCUUUCACUUCUAGCUAUAGGCCAGAGGGUGAGAGAUCCUCUGAAUGGUCCAAGGUUUUAAUUUCCCUGUUAUCUACUUGUAACAAUCCUGUCCAUGGCAUCAUGGGCACUUUUCAAGGAAACUGGUUAUCUGGGAAAGUGAGGGUGUAGAUGACAUCUGUCAUUGAUGCAGAAACUUGUACUUUGUGUUAGCAGAAGACUGCUUUUCGCUAUCAGUCAUAAGUAUCAGUGUGUGAUACAGGUGUGUUUUAUUGUCCAGAACAUACUGUAUCUAUGGAUACUUCAGAAGGAAAAUGAGGUGCAAAUUCUAGUGUGGACUAGAUGAGUAGUAGUGGGAGAGGAAGAGAGUAUUUGCAAUAAAAACAAACUGCUGCUACGCUCUCUGGCUACAUUUAUUUAAGCACUUCUGCAUGUAGCUAUCUUUAAGUACAGCUACAACAUCAUUCAACCGUAUAAUGUUGCAGUGUUAAAAAUUACAAUUUUUUUCAUUCAAUGUUUGAGCAUGUGUGGAUAUGAAGGAGACAGAUUAGAUCAAUUAAUUUUUUUUAAUUAAAAAAAAAAGCUCUGAAGUAGUUAAAUAUUUUUCUCCUGACAGAAAUUUUUUUGGUUAACAAUUGUCCAUCCUCCCUGAGGCCUAGGGGGCCAGAACACCCUGUUGUGACAGAUGUGCAAAUGAGCCAUCACUGCUUCAGAACGUCCCUGGGGCCUUGCUAAGAAGGAUUUGUCCCCAGGCUGAGCAGGUUACCUCAGCUGCUCGCCUGGGGCCCCAAUCCGAUACCCACCCUGUGCAAGUGC